Messenger RNA from Colletotrichum destructivum, 1735 nucleotides. Its product is annotated as Putative RNA recognition motif domain, Zinc finger, CCCH-type, U2 auxiliary factor small subunit. Bases 423 to 1214 code for a protein of 263 amino acids. Lineage: Eukaryota; Fungi; Ascomycota; Sordariomycetes; Glomerellales; Glomerellaceae. The transcript is spliced from 3 exons. Gene Ontology annotation, molecular function: pre-mRNA 3'-splice site binding; metal ion binding. The record is from RefSeq and is a predicted model, not a curated record. Gene Ontology annotation, biological process: mRNA splicing, via spliceosome. Gene Ontology annotation, cellular component: U2AF complex; spliceosomal complex.
CUUAUGGUGGGCAGGACGUAUGCACAAUUCUAGAUCCACUUCUGAGGCCAAUACUGGAGGAUAGUUCUAGGCAAAACAUAUCCUCUACAGCUUUCGGCGUCAGCUUCAUCUUGUCCUCCCACGGGUCAACUUCCCUCGCUAAUACCCCUUGACGGUAGAGCCCUGCGUCCCAAACAUGUGGCUGGAGACAAAAACGCUGCCGGUCCCCGGGAAGGCCAUGAAUAGUACCGAUCUUUUCUCGAAUACAGUGCUUGUUCAUACUAGCAGACGCAUGUACCACGCAAGACUCUCAGAAUAGUGGUUGUGGCUGACGGCAAUCGUACGAAAAGAUCUGGAGGGCAAUAAUCCUGCCAUAAGGCUGAAUUGGAAAGGGAGGGAAUGUUUGACAAGAAACAAAAGUCGCAACAAUGUUCUAGACCAAAAUGUACCUCCAACACAUCCAAAAGCGCGCCGCCAAACGUUGCUCUCCUUGCCCUGACGGUCAAUCCAUCCGCAAACGCAUCAAAACCCACCACGGCCGCGACUUUCCGCAUCGAACAUCGAACCCAGCACAACAGAAGACACCGUUUCGAAGCACCGCGAACAUGGCCAACUUCCUCGCCUCCAUCUUCGGCACCGAACUCGACAAGGUCAACUGCUCCUUCUACUUCAAGAUCGGCGCUUGCCGCCACGGCGACCGCUGCUCCCGGAAACAUGUCAAGCCGAGCUAUUCGCAGACUAUCCUGAUGCCCAACCUCUACCAGAACCCGGCCUACGACCCCAAAAACCGCAUGAACCCGUCCCAGUUGCAGAACCACUUUGACGCCUUUUACGAGGACAUUUGGUGCGAGCUCUGCAAGUACGGCGAGCUUGAGGAGCUUGUCGUCUGCGACAACAACAAUGAUCACCUCAUAGGAAACGUCUACGCCCGCUUCAAGUACGAGGACUCGGCCCAAAAGGCCUGCGAUGACCUCAACUCGCGGUGGUAUGCUGCGCGGCCCAUAUACUGCGAGCUGUCGCCCGUCACCGACUUCCGUGAGGCCUGCUGCCGCCUCAAUUCAGGCGAGGGCUGUGUCCGCGGCGGCUUCUGCAACUUUAUCCACCGCAAGAAUCCUUCCGAGGACCUCGACCGCGACCUCACGCUGAGCACGAAGAAGUGGCUCAAGGACCGCGGCCGCGACGAGCGUAGCCCCUCGCGCUCGCCCACCCCGGAGCCCACGCGCCGCCGAUACUAGGCUCUUUGGGAUAGCCACGGUGGAAGUGGCGGCUCUGGUAUCGGAACCUUCCGAUGACGCUGUGACAGGGUGGAGGUGUCCUACAACGAUGCCACAAGCCCAAUAGCGGCGGGCCCCAAAACUACAAAUGAAGCGACCCUGGAGGGUUUUCGUCGGCCCCUUAACCGGGCAUCUCGACAAGAAUAGUGGGAGUAGGCGCAGUCGCACCGGGAGCGGCGGCCGGGAACUGACACGGCUUAGGAAGAGAGGGAAGUCCACACCGACUUCUGAAGGGAGAGAGGCGAAUCCUCAAAAAUCGAUUUGAUACCCGACCCCCGUAUUCAUUGUCAAGACGGGGGGGACUGGACAGCCCACAGAAGAGAGAGUUGGUACGAGUGAGCGAGUUGAGACGGUGAGAGGGACAGAGCGGCGUUCAAGGCGUUUCGAGGGCGGGUUUUAUGGGUUCUUGAAAGGGCAGAACACCAUGUAUAAAACAUGUCGGAAUAGGUAAUGCCUCCAAAUGAAGAGCAACCACACACCCC